Effrenium voratum is the source of this 2805-nucleotide messenger RNA. The record is from the annotation of a GenBank genome assembly. NCBI's taxonomy places the organism in Eukaryota, Dinophyceae, Suessiales, Symbiodiniaceae.
UGUCUUACUUUCGCUUGGGAUGCUUACCUUUUGCUAGCCAUGGCGCUUUCUGUGCUUUGCCUGGCACUCGCCUGGGCGCAAGUUGCAGCAGAUGUGACCAUUGCCGUGGUUGGCGCCGUCAAUGUGGACAUCACCAUGCAGGUGAACCGCCUGCCGCGGCGCCACGAAACUCUGAUGGCCUCGAGCCCUGCGGUGCAGCUGGCGCUGGGAGGCAAGGGUGCCAACCAGGCGGUGGCAGCAGCGCGCCAGGGCGCGCGUGUGCGAUUCUUGGGCCGCUUCGGCAACGACAGCCAUGGGCCCUGGUUGCAGCAGGUGCUGAUUGAGAAUGGCGUGGACACCUCUGCCUGUGAGCAAUCUGCCUUGCCAUCAGGGCAGGGGAUGGUCAUGCUCGACGCAGACGGCGGGGCGUCUUCAGUGGUGGUGCCAGGUGCCAACAGCGAUUGGGGAUCCCUUCAACCUGGAGUUCUGCAAAGCAUGCUGCAAGGUGCUGCGGUGCUUCUGCUGCAGCGCGAGAUCCCAGAAGCCGUGAAUGUGGCGGCAGCCAAGGCGGCCAAAGUGCUGGGUAUCACGGUCAUGCAGGAUGUGGGCGGCGAGGACGGGCCACUCUCAGAGGAGCUGCUGGGAUUAGUAGACUUCAUCUCCCCAAAUGAGAACGAGCUGCACCGCCUGACCGGGCUUCCGACGGCGACCAGGAGUGAGGUGCUGGCGGCGGCUCGCUCGCUGAACUGCACAGUGCUGGUGACCCUCGGGGAGCGGGGGGCCCUGCUCAUCACGGAGGCCGAGGUCCUGGAUGCCCGGGCCUUCCAGGCGCAGGUGGUGGACGCCACCGCGGCCGGGGACGCCUUCCGGGCGGCCUUCGCGGUGGCGCUGUCCGAGGGCCAGUCGCUGCAAAGCGGCCUUCGCCUCGCUAGCGCUGCAGGGGCCAUUGCGGUGUCCCGCAGAGGUGCCGAGCCCAGCCUUCCGCGACGGCACGAGUGCGAGGCAUUGCUGCGCACUCCCCCGGAAGUUUUACCAGAGAAGCCUGCCUCGGCAUCCCUGGGCUUCGCGUCCCGCUUGAACUCCAUGCGAGAGAGGUUGGACCUCUGGGGCGGUGCCACGGACACUUUGGGGCUCGUGGCUCGCCAGGGUCGAGUUCGAGGCCUGGGCGCGGUGUACUUCAACUUCCCGCAGCACCUGGCGGGCCUUUCGCCCAGUGAGGUGCUCGCCGCGCUGGCGGCGGCGAACUUGAAGGCAGGAGGGAUCGCUUUGCGGUUCCCAGAGUCCAUGCGCCUGGGCGCCUUCACGAAUCCGGACGCCAAUGUGCGACGGCAAGCGGUGGACUUGACGAUCCAGGGCUGUGCUUGGGCAGAUGCGCUGGGAGCUGAAGAGGUGGUGGUUUGGCCGCAAUUCGAUGGCUAUGACUACCAGCUUCAGAUUGACUAUACCCACGCCUGGUCAACAACCGUGGCGUCCCUGCGAGAGGUGCUGGAUAGCGCGCCCUGCCGAAGCAAGAAGGUCUCCUACGAGUUCAAGCCCACGGACGCGGUGAGUCGCUUCUCUUUGGUGCCCAGCACCGGCGCAGCCCUGCUGCUGUUGCAGGAGGUGGACCGCGCCAACCUGGGGCUGACACUGGACGUGGGGCACUUGCUCAUGGCAGGGGAGAAUCCUGCCCAGAGCGUUGCCAUGGUAGGUGCUGCAGGCAAGCUAUUUGGCAUCCAUUUGAACGAUGGCCACUCCCGUUUGGGCGCUGAAGACGGUUUGAUCUUCGGGUCGGUGCACGGGAGAGCGGCUCUGGAGCUGGUCUUCUGGCUGCAGAAGACCCGAUAUGCCGGCAGCAUUUACUUCGACACCUUCCCGACCAAUGAGGACCCAGUGCGCGAGGCCGAGCUGAACAUCCGCCAGUUCCAAAAACUCGCCAAAGUAGCACAAACCUCUGGCCGCUCUAUUGACCCGCUGCUGCAGCAGCAUGACGCUCUCGGGGUCUUGGAGCUGAUGGAAGCGUAUGGCGACGUUCACAUCGUCAAGCGAUGCCGGGGCUACCUCUAUGCCAAGUUCGACUCUGAGACCGCGGCGCAAUUGGUGCUGCGGGCGGCGCGGCAGAAGCUGGCGGUGGCCGGACGGGAACUCUCCGUGGAAGUGGCCACAGCCAGGAAGAAGCACUGGCACUGCCAAAUUGAUGAAGCCUACCCGCCCCGGGUGCGGCGGCUGCAAGAUGGUGUCGUGCUGAUUCAGCACAUGCUUUCCAUGGCGAUGCAGUCGCGGGUCGUCCAGGAGGUUUUCGCUUUGGGUGCUUCGCCUCAAGGCUUCUACACUCCGCAGUUUGGCGAUCGGGAGAUGAAAUUGCGGACUUUUUGCCUUGGAAAACACUGGGACACGCAGAGCCAUGCUUAUGGAGCGUUGCGUUCGGACAUCGACCAUCGAGCUGUGCUGCCUUUACCGCCCUUUCUCUCCGCGUUGGCCCAGGGCGUGCUCUCCGAUUUGGAUCAGAAGUGCGGCGUGAAGAUGUUUCCGGAUCUGCAGCCAGACACGUGCAUCGUGAACCACUAUACCUCUGAGGGCUCUUUGGGGCUUCAUGCGGACCUCGACGAGAGCGAGUGCUCUUUGAUCGCCGGUGUGCCGGUGGUGUCCAUGUCCUUUGGCUGCAGCUGCCGCUUUUUGUAUGGCGAAGACGCUGUGCUGUUGAAGUCUGGGGACAUCUUCAUCUUUGGCGGCCCAGCACGGCGGCUGAGCCACGGAGUGGCCAAGAUCUUCCCCAACACCACGCCCAAGAAGCUGCAGGAGGUCCUGCCAGCUGGACGACUGAACUUGACCUUCCGGCAAUCCUGA